Trichobilharzia regenti is the source of this 2769-nucleotide messenger RNA. The record is from the annotation of a GenBank genome assembly. Lineage: Eukaryota; Metazoa; Platyhelminthes; Trematoda; Strigeidida; Schistosomatidae.
CAGCUACACUUGAGUCACAAGGUUGGUCUCUCGAUGGCUGUUAUUAAGUAUACUGAAAUUUCUGUUUUCGACGAAAUAAGGGCAGAAACUUUCGACAUUCUUAGGUUUAUUGAACUUUAAGCGCAUGUAUAUUAUCCAGUCCCACUGUAUACAAAUGUAUACCAUAAAUUAUUGCUCACAGAAUAAACUACGGUCAGUUCCGUGAAAUUUAUACUUCUGAAAAAUCAAAAUAAUUCCGAAAUUAUCGGAAAAGUGUCGUUAAUUUUCUCUUCACCAACCGAAAAAUUAUGUACCUAGGUGUUACUCCGGGUCCAGUUAUCAUUGACUUCGGGCGUGCUGCAGAUAACUGUCUCACGUCAUACAACGCGCCCGAAUACAGUGCUAGCUGGAAGAUACUUGCUUCUGUCAUAUAAGUCGUGCAUCUCCCACGACCCCCAACACUUCUUGCUGCUUUUUCUGCCCAAAGGUUUCGUCAGGUGGUGUAAUAAAUGCAGGAUAUUUGUCCCAUCGAUUUCAACACAACAAGCUGGAACAUUUCCACUUCUAUAAAAAUUAGAAUGAUAGGUUAUCUAACCACCUUAUUUUUCUUUGAAAUGCCGAUCCAGUUUAACUAGGUAUGUAUGGAAAUUGUUUAAAUAAUGCUCAAUUCCAAAAGUGCUUUUAUGCACAUUUGCGGUAAAAUGCCUAGUACGGGCUUUGGAGUUAGUUGCAUUCAGCUAAUAAGGUUAGUAGGGCUUUGUUGCCUGUGUUAAUCCUUGCAAUAUAAAUCUCCACAGAAAUCUAAUUUCUCUAUGUGAGGGUUUAAAUUCCGCACCUAUUUUGUUCUUCCUCGGUUUGAGGACAUUUUUAUGGUAACCUCUUAAAUGUAUUUUAGGGAAAGAAGAUUAGGAAAGUCAGUCCCUAAAUGGCCCUUUAAUUUAUGGUACGCCGAAUUUCAGUCACCUCUCCUCCUUUGGUAUGAUAAUGAGAAGAGAUUUAAGUGCUCCACCCUUUUCUCAUAAAGAAGGUAUGAGGCAGCGUGUAUACAGUAUUCUAGGUUCAAAUCAUCCACACGAUUGCAAUUCAUUGAAUGAAAACACCAGCUGUAAUUAUAAGCAGACUAAUUUCUGACUGAUCUAUCCAAAUAUAAAUAAUGUUUAUGAAUGAGGAUAUGUUCGAUGAUGGAGAGUUAUCUGUAGAAUAUUCUUCAGACGACAACUCCGAGCCUAAUGUUGAUCUGGAAAAUCAGUACUACAUGGCUAAGUCGCGGAAAGAUGACAAUCCAAAUAUGGCACUAUCUGAGUUCCAAAAGGUUUUGGAUAUCGAAGGAACUGGGACCAAAGGUGACUGGGGGUUUAGAGCAUUGAAGCAGAUGAUUAAGAUAAACUUCAGACUUGGAAGAUUCGAUAAUAUGAUGGAAAAUUACAAGAUUCUUCUUACUUACAUAAAAUCUGCUGUCACUCGGAAUUACUCAGAAAAAUCUAUUAACUCAAUCUUGGAUUAUGUGUCAACGUCUAAGCAAAUGGACUUGUUGCAACGGUUCUACAUUACUACUCUAGAUGCACUCCGAGAGUCGAAAAAUGAAAGGUUAUGGUUCAAGACGAACACAAAGCUGGGGAAACUUUAUUUGGAACGUGGUGAUUAUAUGCAUCUACAAAAGAUUGUUAAAGAACUACGUGAAUCUUGUCAAACAAAUGAUGGAGAAGAUGACUUAAAGAAAGGGACUCAGCUGUUAGAGAUCUAUGCUUUGGAAAUUCAAAUGUAUACAGCCCAGAAAAAUAACAAGAAGUUAAAAGCCUUGUAUGAACAGUCUUUACACAUCAAAUCGGCCAUCCCACACCCUCUUAUAAUGGGUAUUAUACGAGAAUGUGGUGGAAAGAUGCAUCUUCGCGAAGGAGAAUAUGCCAAAUCUCAUACAGACUUCUUCGAGGCAUUUAAAAACUAUGACGAGUCUGGAUGUCAACGUAGAACACACUGUCUCAAGUACCUAGUUUUAGCCAGUAUGUUGAUGAAGUCAGGAAUUAAUCCUUUUGAUUCACAGGAAACGAAACCGUACAAAAAUGAUCCUCAGAUCGUGGCUAUGACGAGUCUUAUAACAGCUUAUCAAAAUAAUGACAUUGUGGAAUUCGAGUCCAUAUUGCGACGUGAACGUGAUUCAAUCAUGGAAGACCCUUUCAUUCGCGAACACAUUGAAGACUUACUUCGUAACAUCAGGACUGAAGUUUUGAUUCAAUUAAUUCGUCCAUACACCAGAAUCAGGAUACCUUUUAUCUCACAACAAUUAAAUCUUAGUGACUCUGAAGUAGAAAGCCUUUUAGUUUCAUGCAUUCUAGACAACAUUAUACAAGCACGAAUCGACCAAGAACACCACAUUUUGAUGCUCAAUACAGAAGCUACUUCAGAAGCUCGCUAUCAGGCCCUUGACAAAUUGGCUCUGCGGUUACGCCACUUACAAAGCGCUAUGUCUAACAGAAUGCCGAUUUUUAACUGAAAGACAAGCUUCCAAAUCACAUGAGACACUUGAACCAAAUCCCAUUUAACUUAACAGUAACCCUACGCUAGUGUAAAGGAUAUAAACUGAACAAAUCCAAAGUGUUGUACAUUGUAACUCAUCAUUUGUACUUUGUUACUCACGAAUUUUUUUCAUUAUCUCAUGAAUACAUACAUCUACUACUGAACUUUGAGAUAGAUUAAUUUACUAACACGUUUCGAUAAUAGCGGUUCAACCUACUAUUGGCCAUUUAGAGUUUCCUUGACCGAGCUGUAGGUCAAACUUAUUAUACGAGUGAG